Physcomitrium patens is the source of this 2474-nucleotide messenger RNA. RefSeq lists its product as uncharacterized. Gene Ontology annotation, biological process: L-glutamate catabolic process. Lineage: Eukaryota; Viridiplantae; Streptophyta; Bryopsida; Funariales; Funariaceae. The record is from RefSeq and is a predicted model, not a curated record. Gene Ontology annotation, cellular component: mitochondrion. Gene Ontology annotation, molecular function: L-glutamate dehydrogenase (NAD+) activity.
CAGAAAAUGGGGCCCUUCCCUCUUGAGUCUCGCUGCGCUCUCACCUCUUCCUUCUCCUCCUCAUCCUCUGCCUACACCGCUGGGCUGCAUAUCUUUCCCCAAUUUUCCUCAUGAUUCGUUUCCGCUUAAUGUUCUGACUCGUCCCCAAUUGCGCAUCGCUCGUGACUCACUCGCCAUGCAAUCGUUGUAACAGUAUCGCACCCGGUUUAGAUUCUGUAUUCAAACCAGAUGUUUAUCAUGUCCCUCGCUCGCUGCAGACUUUUUACUCAUAUUCCGCUCCAGUUCCAAUUCAGAUUCUGCCGCUGCCCCCACCUCUCGUCCCCCUCUCCGCCUCUACUUAUUCUUGAUCCAUUCGAUCGUUACCCACAUUCUCAACCAUUUCAGCCAUCUCUCUCGAAACCUCAGUCGCUCCACGCACCGGCAGCGCCCACAAAUCUUUUGAGGCACUGAGUGUUACUGGAUGUUCUUGUCGUUGUUGUCAGCUGUUCAUCUUGGCUGUAUUCACGCUGGUUGGCUUUGUUCGUCCGAUUGUGAGGCAAGCGAACUUUUGAAGCGAUUUCAGAGGGGAAUGGCAAUGGUAAUGCGUAUGAUGAGCGGAAGCUCUUACUCAGCGAGGCCAUUUGCACGAUUGUGCGCAGUUGUUGAUGCCAGAGCCCAGUUCUCGACUGCCGCUGUCUCGUCGGUCACCACCACGACCGUCUCAAAGUCCGUCACGUUACCCGUUGGACAUGGCAACGUAGUCGCACAUGGUGAUCCAACGUUUCUGGAGUCUGUAGAUAUUUAUUUCGACAAAGCUGCAGCGAUUGCCGCGACCACUCCUGACAUUCUUGCCCAAAUCAAGGCUUGCAACAACAUUCUUAAAGUGCAAUUUCCCCUCAAGUGUGCCAAUGGUACUGUGGAGCUUAUUGAAGCUUAUCGUGCGCAGCACUCACACCAUCGUCUGCCCGUGAAAGGAGGGAUCCGCAUGGCCCCGAACGUAGAUGCUGAUGAGACAAUGGCCCUAGCAGCUCUUAUGACAUUCAAAUGUGCUGUGGUUGAUGUGCCUUUUGGAGGAGCAAAAGGUGGAAUCAAAAUAGACCCUACGAAGUAUUCUGCGAACGAGAAAGAAGCAAUCAUAAGACGAUACACUAGCGAGUUAGUGAGGAAGAACUUCAUUGGCCCUUCCAUUGAUGUACCGGCUCCUGAUUAUGGAACGGGUCCACAGGAAAUGGCAUGGAUCAAGGAUACUUUUGAACAUCUUCAACCAAACGAUAUCAAUGGUUCCGCAUGCGUGACGGGAAAACCUUUGGAGGAGGGAGGUAUUGAUGGAAGGCAAGAAGCAACAGGACUAGGCGUCUACUUCUGUUUGAGGGAAUUUCUCAACGAUGAGGCUCUCGUGGCUAAGUUGGGCUUGACGACUGGCAUUAAAGGGAAGACUUUCAUAGUGCAGGGUUUCGGGAAUGUGGGUCGCCAUACAAUUGAUAGCAUAUAUGGUGCCGGUGGAAAAAUUAUUGCCAUCGCUGAGGUGGAUGGAGGUCUGGUGGCCGAGUGUGAGGAUGGGAUAGAUAUUCCUGGCUUGAAAGCCUAUUACAAAAAAAAGGGCACGAUCACUGGGUAUCCUGGUGCCAAGACAGUAAAAUUUGCCCAAGGCAUCCUGGAGCUUCCCUGUGAUGUGCUUAUACCUGCUGCAUUAGAAACCCAGAUUCACUCUGGGAAUGCCGGAAAUAUAAAGGCAAAGAUAGUGGCAGAGGCUGCAAAUGGACCAGUGACUCCCUUGGCAGAGACGAUGUUGGAAGAUAACGACGUUGUCAUCUUACCUGAUUUGUUGCUCAAUGCUGGAGGGGUGACGGUCUCAUACUUCGAAUGGCUGAAAAACUUGAACCACAUUCAUUUUGGACGCAUGAGUCGACGGAUGGAAGAAAGAGGAAAGACAGCUCUUAUUGAUGCUCUGGAGAAUCAGUUCGGAAAUGGACACAGGUUCUCCGAUGAAGUCCGAAGCCAAGUUGUUAAGGGGAACACAGAGGUUGAUUUUGUCUGGUCUGGCUUGGAGGAGACGAUGUUGUUGAGUUGGGAAAACGUGAAACGAACUUCUCAAGGGAGGAAUUGUAAUUACCGAACGGCUGCAUACUUGAUUGCUAUUGAGAGAAUUGCAACCUGCUACCGAGUGAGUGGAAUUUUUCCGUGAAUCUAGAGCAGAAACGUAGAUGAGAAGCUUUCAGCUGCCCAUGCUAUACUUUGAAACCAAUGUGGUGAAAAGGAUUACAUUUUGUCUCCAUCAGCGAAGCUCUUUGAAAUAGCCGUGACUCCUUUCUUUAUUCCAAUAACAUGUUUUUCAUAAAUUUUCCCUUGUAACCUGAUCGUCCCAUCGUGUUCAGUCUGCCUGACAACAGAACAUCUGUAUUUAACAACUUCAAAUUGUAGCACUCUCUCUCUAAUUAACUUCAAAUUUGCUGUGACUUCACCACUAAGGAUGCACAGUAGCCUUUUGUGACAAA